AUGGAAUCCACUGUUGUACCGUAUAAAAUUGUCGCCACCGAUCUCGAUGGUACUUUGUUAAACCCCGAACAUCUUGUUUCAGAAUAUACGGUACGCGUAAUUGAUGCCCUGACCGCCAAGGGAGUACCUGUGGUUUUUGCGACCGGUCGCCAUCAUAAGGACGUUAUGGAGACCAAAAGAAAAUUAUCUUUAAAAGGAUACUUAAUAACAUCUAAUGGAGCAUGUGUGCAUGAUCCACAAAACCGUCCAAUUAUGGAAAAAUACAUUGAACCGUCACUUGCAAAAGAAUUGGCAACAUUGGUAGCAGAUAAUCCUGAUAUCACGACAAAUGUUUACCGUGGGGAAUCAUGGCUCAUAAAUAAAGAAACUGAUCAUCUUUCUUCAUACUCUCAAGACAACAAACAAGUCUAUUUUUCUCAGUUGUUUGAUCCUGUUACUGAGGAAAACUAUGAAAAGGUACAUAAAUUAUACUAUACAGCGAGUCGGCGUGAAUCGUUGGAGGCCCUUUUUGCUAAACUAGAAUCAGAAUACAGUGAUAAGGUGAGUUACGCCUUUGCUUUACCAAAUUGUCUGGAUGUUUUUGCAAAAGGUAUUAAUAAGGGAUUUGCACUUCGGGAAGUGGUACCUAUUAUUCUUGGUAAUAAAGGAGAGAAGAAUGAUGAAGAAUCAGCCUUGAAGAUUAAAGGUUGUAUCGCUUUUGGUGAUGCCAGAAAUGAUCUUGAAAUGUUAAGUGUAGUAGAGAAAGGCUGUUUAAUGAAAAACGCCCAAGAAGAUCUUCUAAAAGUGGCCCCGCCAGGUUUGGAAACCAUAGGUGGAAAUUUUGAGGAUGGUGUCGCUAAAUAUCUUGCGGAAGUCUUUCAUCUUGAUAUUUGA
Messenger RNA from Trypanosoma theileri, 873 nucleotides. RefSeq names its product putative sugar phosphatase. The transcript has a single exon. The coding region runs from base 1 to 873 and encodes 290 amino acids. The record is from RefSeq and is a predicted model, not a curated record. Gene Ontology annotation, molecular function: hydrolase activity. Lineage: Eukaryota; Euglenozoa; Kinetoplastea; Trypanosomatida; Trypanosomatidae.